This is a messenger RNA of Striga hermonthica, 459 nucleotides long. Lineage: Eukaryota; Viridiplantae; Streptophyta; Magnoliopsida; Lamiales; Orobanchaceae. The record is from the annotation of a GenBank genome assembly.
AUGGAUCCUGAUUCAGUGAAGUCGACUCUUUCUAAUCUGGCUUUUGGGAAUGUGUUGGCUGCUGCAGCUCGCGAUUAUAAAAAGGAAAUGCUGGCUAAUGAGAAAGCGCAAGCGUCAAGCUCGGCUAACGAGGAAGUCGAUCUAGAUGAAUUGAUGGAUGAUCCCGAACUGGAAAAAUUGCAUGCUGAUAGGAUUGCAUCCCUUAAGAAAGAAGCAGAAAAGCGACAAAAAUUGACAAUGAAAGGUUACGGAGAGUACAGGGAGAUUACCGAAGCAGACUUUUUAAGUGAAGUUACGGGCAGUGAAAAAGUGAUUUGUCAUUUCUACCACCGAGAGUUCUACCGUUGCAAGAUUAUGGAUAAACAUUUAAAGUCCCUUGCUCCAAGACAUUUUGGUACCAAAUUCAUCAAAUUGGAUGCUGAGGUCAGUGUAGGCGGCAAGCUUUCACUUCAAGGAUGA